This is a messenger RNA of Conger conger (European conger), 3022 nucleotides long. It is a transcript of the gene mfsd1, whose product is annotated as major facilitator superfamily domain containing 1. The coding region runs from base 219 to 1772 and encodes 517 amino acids. Gene Ontology annotation, cellular component: lysosome. NCBI's taxonomy places the organism in Eukaryota, Metazoa, Chordata, Actinopteri, Anguilliformes, Congridae. The record is from RefSeq and is a predicted model, not a curated record. The transcript has 17 exons. Gene Ontology annotation, molecular function: transmembrane transporter activity. Gene Ontology annotation, biological process: transmembrane transport.
ACAAUUUGUUACUUGUAUUUCUAAAUUAGUUUUUUUUUUUCCAAUACCUACUGAACUGAAUCUGCUAAGUGAUACAAUGAGGAAACCGCCGAACACGAUAAAGCCAUAAAACAGACCGACGACGCCCCGUCGGUCAGCUGGCUGGAUCACGUGUGCAGCGAUCACAUGACCGCAGGUCUUUAUGCGUUUGUUUGGGAAGUCGGCGGCGCAGCGGGACGAUGGCUGAGAGGGACGACACAGAGAACUAUGUCAGCGAAUAUGAGCCACUCCAGCCCCGAGUGGACGGCGCCUCUCCGAGGCCGAUGGCCGCGAUCUGUGACCCGAGCAAGCUGGCUCACCGAGUGGUAGUGCUGGUGUUCAUGUGCUUUCUCGGCUUCGGGAGUUACUUCUGCUAUGACGGCCCGGCCGCCCUCCAGGUACAGGUCCGACAGGACAUGCAGCUGACCACCUCCGGCUUCAUGCAGCUCUACGCCUGGUACUCCUGGCCCAACGUCAUCCUCUGCUUCUUUGGAGGCUUCAUUCUGGACCGAGUGUUUGGUGUGCGGUUGGGAACGGUCAUCUUCUCCCUGUUCGUGUGCAUUGGACAGGUCAUAUUUGCGGCUGGUGCGUUGUGGAAUGCCUUUUGGUUGAUGGAACUUGGACGGUUUGUGUUCGGGAUCGGGGGCGAGUCUCUGGCCGUGGCUCAGAACACGUAUGCGGUCAGCUGGUUUAAGGGGAAAGAGCUCAACCUGGUGUUCGGUCUGCAGCUCAGCAUGGCCCGGCUGGGCAGCACGGUGAAUAUGAAUAUUAUGGGAUGGGUUUAUGGCCGCAUGGAAAGCCUGCUCGGAUCAGCUGGUCAUGUGACCCUGGGAGUCUCGCUGAUGAUUGCGGGUGUGACCUGCGUGUUCUCGCUGGUCUGCGCGCUGAUCCUGGCUUUCCUCGACCGACGGGCUGAGAGGAUCUUAAACAAGGAGCAGGGCAAGACCGGGGAAGUGAUCAAGCUGACGGAUGUGAAGGACUUCUCCUUAUCGCUGUGGCUCAUCUUCAUCAUCUGCGUGGCAUACUACGUGGCCGUCUUCCCUUUCAUCGGCCUGGGACAGGUUUUCUUCAUCGAGAAGUUCAACUUCACUCCUACUCAAGCAAGAGCUGUGAACAGUAUCGUGUACAUCAUCUCCGCCCCGGCCUCGCCCCUCCUGGGCUUCCUGGUGGAUAAGACGGGGAAGAACAUCGUGUGGGUUCUGUGUGCCGUGGCGUCCACACUCACCGCACACAUCAUGCUCGCCUUCACCUUCUGGAACCCCUGGAUCGCCAUGUGUCUGCUGGGCGUGUCCUACUCCCUCCUGGCCUGUGCGCUCUGGCCAAUGGUGGCCUUCCUGGUCCCGGAGCACCAGCUGGGGACAGCCUAUGGAUUUAUGCAGUCCAUUCAGAACCUGGGCCUGGCCCUCAUCGCCAUGGCGGCGGGGGGCAUCCUGGACAGCAGCGGAUACCUGUUCCUGGAGGUGUUCUUCUGCGCCUGCGUCUGCUUGGCCCUGAUCGGCGUGGUAACUCUGUACUUUGUGGACUACGUGAGAGGAGGAGAUCUCAACCUCUCUGCCUCGGCUCGAGCCAAGCUGCUGAAGAACAAGACUGACUCAGAGGAAAAGACUCGUCAGAAAGACGGGAAGCUCUCCCCGCUCCGGCCCUUAUCCGCCUUCGGCCUGAGGAACCGCUACCUGUCCCGCCUUGGAGCUCAGCUCCCCGGACAUUUCUCCAGCCACCGCUCGUCACUGGGCCACCGGAGUGUGCUGAAGUAACGCUCGCUCUGGGAUCGGCUCGUAAGCCUGGGCCACCGGAGUGUGCUGAAGUAACGCUCGCUCUGGGAUCGGCUCGUAAGCCUGGGCCACCGGAGUGUGCUGAAGUAACGCUCGCUCUGGGAUCGGCUCGUAAGCCUGGGCCACCGGAGUGUGCUGAAGUAGCGCUAGCUCUGGGAUCCACUCGUAAGCCUGGGGGGAGGGCGGUGGGGCCACACGGGGGGAUCCGCUCGGUCGUCAGAGAUCCCCCUUCAGUUGCAUCACAGUGCAGAACCUCCCGCAGCCCUCUGCUUCAUUCAGCGGCAGAGACCGUAUGUUCUGUUUCUGGAACAGCUGGGAACCGGGGGUGUGUAUGGCUGUUCUAGAGGAACCUCAGGGGGGUUCUACACGGCACGUGCUCACUUCCUGAAUUUAUGUUUGAGGAUUUUUCACUUACUGACCAUGACCUGGCGAAACCCUGUUCAGAUUAGUAUGGAAGUUAAAUGUAAGGAGACUAAUGCAGUCUGUUAGGAUGUAUUAACAUGUUAAUGUUGUGUGUUUGUUGUUGCACCGGGGAUGGUGUCCGAUUGGGUCACAGUGGCUGUUGUGUUGUUGGAGUCUCAGUCUGUGUUCUUAAACAUUGCCUUUUCACACAUUGGCAUAAGAUUCUUCACUUGAAUUGGCCAAGAUUGACCAUUAAUGGUCACUUCUAUGCUGAAAAAUAUAAUUCGCUUCCUGGAUUUGCUAUAUUUAGUUCCAUUUGUUAUAUUUGUAAAGCUUUUUCUGGAGAUAAAAUAGGAGCGUGGCGUAGCUCUUUGGCACAAAAAUACUGGAGAAGACGACAGCCAAUUAAGGCAAAGAAACGACGGGAGUGAAAUUCAGUACGCACUGAAUUCAGCCGUGGUCAGGCCUGCUUAAUUAACCUUUCCUUAAUAAUUUUCCAACAGCACCAAUGAUAUUUUUUUCUUAGUGAAGGUCAAUUGCGUUUGAAUGUCUUAACUGUUUGCAUGGAAGUGAGAGGAAAUAUGCCUUAAAGCUAUAUGCGGAAAUGUCCUGUCUUUUAAAAACUGAAACCUGUAAAUGUCAAUUGUGAAUAAAAUGGAAUAAGUUUAUUGGUUAUAUUGCGGGUGAAUAGAUAUUCAGUAAUAUAACAGGCUGUUAUGAGCAUAUUAUAAUAUGAUACUUGCACUGUAUGAUCAUUUCUGUGGGAGGUCUGUCCUCAGGUUACACCUGUGUGUGCGUACGUGUGUGUGCGUACGUGUGUGCGUACGUUU